This is a messenger RNA of Lathyrus oleraceus (garden pea), 1899 nucleotides long. RefSeq names its product putative B3 domain-containing protein Os03g0621600. Gene Ontology annotation, molecular function: DNA binding. Lineage: Eukaryota; Viridiplantae; Streptophyta; Magnoliopsida; Fabales; Fabaceae. The record is from RefSeq and is a predicted model, not a curated record. The transcript has 5 exons. The coding region runs from base 212 to 1702 and encodes 496 amino acids.
GAGAGAGAGAGAGAGAUUUGACAAAAAGUUGGAAAAUUAAUUUGCAAAGAUUUAGUUUGUAGAAAGCACAAAAAAGUAAUGAUAAAGGAGAAUAUGAUAUGUUUUGCGUGUCUUGUUUUCUAAAUUCAGCAUCACAGUCACUCAUCACCUCAAUGUCACUCUCACUUUCACUUUCUUAUUCUUUAGUAGUACUAGUAUAUUUUAAUCUCAAAUGUGUAGUAACACUUACAACUUUUUCAUGGCAAAUGCAAUGCACUCUCACCACUUCAUGAAAGCCAUACUUCCCUCUCCCAUUCAUUCCAAACAACUCAGAAUUCCAGAUGAAUUCAUAUCAACAUUCGGCAAUCAACUCCAGAAUGUUGUUACUCUUACUGUUCCAGAUGGUCGCCAAUGGAAUAUACAACUCAACAAAUGCCACAACAAUGGCGUUUUCCUUACCAACAAAUGGAAACAGUUCUCUCAACACUAUUCUCUUCGUUAUGGUUACUAUUUAGAUUUCAACUAUCAAGGAAACUCUAACUUCAAUGUUGUUAUAUAUGAUACAACUUCCCUUGAGAUUUCAUAUCCACUCACUGCUUCCAAUGAAGGCAACCCUUCUUUUUGCUCUAAAUCCAUCAAGGGACGCUAUGCGUAUAUUAGUGCUGAUUUUGCUGCAAAAUAUCUCAAGCUAAAUGUUCCUAUCAAACUCCAAAAUUCUCAAGGAAAGCAAUGGCAAGUUUCUUGUUCAACACAGGUAGUGAAUUCAACAGCCAUGCGAUUAUCUGCUGGAUUCAGUAAAUUUGCAAAGGAAAAUAAUUUAUCAGAAGGAGUUACUUAUGUAUUUGAGCUGAUCAAAAAAGAGCCUGUUCUUGUGCUACUAGUUACAGCAUUUCACAAGACUCGCCGAGGAAGGCGUGUACUAUCGGCGAAGGAAGCGGAAGUUAUGGAAUUGAAGCAUUUUAAGAAGGCCAUACUUCCCUCGCCCAUUCAUGCCAAACAAAUAAGAAUUCCGAAUGAAUUUGUAACAAGAUUUGGGAAAGAAUUGGGGAACGUUGCUGAAAUUACUGUGCCAGAUGGUUCUGUUUGGGAAAUGAAACUUAAGAAACGGAACGAAAACAUUUUCUUAACCACCAAAUGGCAAGAGUUUGCAGAAUACUAUUCUAUAGAAUAUGGUUGCUACCUGUCAUUCAAAUAUGAAGGGGAUUCUAAGUUUAGUGUUGUUAUAUUUGAUGCAACUUCUGUUGAGAUAUGCUAUCCACUCAAAACUCCAUGUACUAAUGAAGAACAGAACAAAAGGUGUGUUACUGAUAGGAAAAUGUCUGAGGCUGAAACAAUUGAGAGUCAUGGGAAACAUGUCAAAAGCAUGUAUGAACAUGCUUACGAAAGAGCUGAGGUUGCUGCCAAUGAAUACAAUCCAAAAAACCCUUUUUUUCGAUCAAAAGUCUGUAAAGGAAGAUAUCCGUACGCUCCUUCUGAUUUUGCUAAAAAGUAUCUGAAGCCAGAUGUUCCUAUCAAGCUUCAAAAUGCUGAUGGUGAGCAAUGGGAAGUUUGUUGUGCAUUCAAUAUGUCAAACUCAAUGGCAAUGCGAAUAGUGAAGGGAUAUUGUGAGUUUCAUACAAACAACAACCUGUCAGAGGGAGAUCAUUGUGUGUUUGAGGUGAUCAAGGAGAUGCCGGUUGUGCUAAAAGUCACAAUAUUUCGCACGGUUGACUUUGCUGAUUAACAACUUGUUUAUGCUCUUUACUGUGAUGAAUGAGGCAUGAGAUGUUGCAUGCUACAUGUGGUUUUGGUAUUUGAUAGUUUAAAUGGAUUGCACCAACUUGUAAUAGGCACUUAAUGUAUUCUUCUAUGUUUGAUUGCUUUAAUGGUGAUUUUGCUUUUUGGAUCAUGAAGCAUUGUAAAAGAUUAGAACCCUAUCAG